AUGCAAAAUCGGAUUGUUCGUUUAAAAAAAUGAGGAAGUUCUUCACAUUUUAAUCAAUUUCGUGCGUGAUAAGAACAAGUUCAAGUUGUUUGGCACUUCCGCUGGCGUUCUCGUUCAAAAAUAGGCAGGAUAAGCGCGAACUGUGGAAAAUCGCAACGCGAAUAAUCUGAACCAGCAACAACAACGGAACAACGAAAAACGAUUCUAAAAUCUGUUACAAGCUGCGGGAACAAAUCGCACAACUCGCUAUCAACUGUACCAACCAAAGAAGUCUGACUUCCUUUUUUUUUUUUAAGAAAAGCAAAUGGAACGAAAAGGUUGCACUUGAUCGGAAUAACUCCUAUCCGGAAGAUCAUUAAAUCAACCGAUCGCCUUUUCGCGAUUUUCUGGCUCCCGAGCAGUUCAACAAUGGUCAACAUAAAAAUACCAAUCGUCCGACGGCGCCACCGUGUUUUGCAGCGUUUGUCGAACGUUCAGGAGGGGGGUGGGAGCGUAUGUGAGUGCAGGACAACCAGAACGAUGUGAAACCAAUUGGAAAGCGACCGCCUCCAUCGCGCGGGAGGCGACAGAGUUACGGCGAGUUCUUCUGCACUAUUGUCGAACGCGCUAGCUGGUGGUGCUGGCUAGCAUGGCGUGGGCCAAUAUCAGAAACAAACUCGAACGGCAAUCUACAGUGACGUAUUGACUGCGAAUUAGUGGUCGCUCAAUGCACACUUGUGUGUGACUGGUGGCAAUAGAGAAUCACAGCUAACUCCCCACACCGACGCCACCACCAGCAGCAGCAGCCACCAUGCGACGGAACGUGAAAGUGUUUGGUCUCAUCUCCGUUACCUGGAUCGUGGUUGUCAUCUAUUACUUCCAAGGCGACUACUAUCACAAUGAUGGCAAUCGAGCGUUGCGUUUGCGCAGCAGUAAAACAGCCAAACACCUGACCGACACUGGAGAUCGGCUCGUGCAGAGUGACGCACUGACGCAACGUGACAACGAACAUCUGCGCCAGUCCAAAAAUGGCGAAAGUAGUAUCCAGCUUCCCGGCGGCGGCAUCAGUAGUAGCAGCAUCAGCACCAAUCUCCUUGGCGGCAGCAGCAGCAGCAGCAGUAGCAAUAGAAAUAGCAAUAGCAUAUUUAGUUAUAACUCGCCAGCCCUGACCUGGGAUUACUUCGACGAGGCGAGCUACAUCCAGAAGGGUGGCCUGCAGCGGGGUGAAGACCCUUACCUGCGGAAUCGCUUCAAUCAGCAGGCAAGCGAUGGGCUGAAGAGCAACCGUGAACUGCCCGACACGCGCAAUGCAAUGUGUCGCCGAACAAGUUGGUCAUCGGCAGCCAGCAUCGAAUCGCUACCGGCCACCAGCGUCAUCAUAACGUUCCACAAUGAGGCCCGCAGUACGCUGCUGCGGACAGUGGUGAGCGUGCUGAACCGUUCACCCGAACGGCUCAUUCACGAGAUCAUCCUUGUGGAUGACUAUUCCGACUUUCCCGAAGAUGGACAGGAGCUGGCCAAGAUCCAGAAGGUACGGUUGAUCCGCAACGCAAAGCGUGAAGGUUUGGUGAGGUCGCGUGUGACGGGAGCAGCUGCAGCGACCGCCAAAGUACUUACCUUCCUGGACAGUCACUGCGAAUGCAAUGUGCACUGGUUGGAGCCGUUGCUGACGCGCGUAGCCGAAGAUCCGACCCGUGUGGUUUGCCCGGUGAUUGAUGUGAUCAGCAUGGACACCUUCCAGUACAUUGGAGCGUCGGCCGAUCUGCGCGGUGGGUUCGACUGGAACCUGGUGUUCAAGUGGGAGUACUUGAGUGGCGCGGAGCGUAAAGAGCGCCAGAGAGAUCCGACGGCACCGAUCCGGACGCCCAUGAUCGCCGGUGGACUGUUUGUCAUUGAUCGCAGCUACUUCGAGAAGCUCGGAACGUACGACACCCAGAUGGAUAUCUGGGGUGGCGAGAAUCUCGAGAUAAGCUUCCGAGUUUGGCAGUGUGGUGGUUCCCUUGAAAUCAUUCCCUGUAGUCGCGUUGGGCACGUGUUUCGCAAACGCCAUCCGUAUACAUUUCCCGGCGGCGGCAGUGGAAACAUUUUCGCGAAAAACACUCGCCGCGCGGCCGAAGUGUGGAUGGACGAGUACAAACGGUACUACUAUGCGGCCGUACCACUCGCUACCAACAUUCCGUUCGGUGACAUUGAGGAUCGAUUACGAUUGCGGGAGGAACUACAGUGCAAACCGUUCCGCUGGUAUCUCGAGAAUGUCUACCCGCAGCUCAGCGUUCCCGAACGACGAAACAAUGGCAGCAUUAGGCAGGGUGCCUUCUGUCUGGACAGUUUGGGCAAUGUGGCCGGAGCGAUCGUCGGACUGUACAGUUGCCACGGUAACGGAGGUAACCAGAACUGGAUACUUAAUCGAAAGGGGGAAGUAAAGCACCACGAUCUCUGCCUAACGCUCAUCAAGUUUUCCAUCAAUGCACGAUAUAACAGUGUCAUCAUGAAGUACUGCGACGGUUCGGAAAACCAGCAGUGGCACCUGAAGGAGGGAGGAUUGGUGCAGCACCGGAAAAUAAAUGUAUGUCUCGAUUCGCGCCACAUGAAAGAGCGUGGCAUUACGGCAGAGCGGUGCAAUUCCGCACUAGACACGCAGCACUGGAAAGUUGUGGCGGAGGCGGCGGCUCCGCAGUGAGUGAGCGUCGGGAACUUCCGAACGUUACAACACAGCAGCAGCACAAUGGCUGUUGAACGGAUGUAUUAUGUGUUCUUUGUUGAUAUCUUAAUAUGCAUUCUAUUGAAAGAAGGUAAACGAAGGAAAUGGAAUGCCCGAAGUCCAAGUCCCUGAUAUUAAUGGUAUUAGAUAGUGUGGCAGCAAGUCCAGGCGAGCGUUGUGUAUUACAAAACAAACCUCUGGAGGUUGGGACGACCGAAAAAACGAGGCAAAGAGAUAGAGAAAGUGAAUAGAGAGGCACAGCUUAGAUGGAUGAUGAUGUCCCUCAAUGAGGAAGAAGCAACACACAGUUACAAAUUCCAAAAUGUACACUCCAAGCCAGACCUACACGUAAGCGCAACACACGUACACCAAAUCACCUGAAAGGGUAAAGAUAGAGUUACAAUCGCUGUAACGAGAUGUCCUUACACGGAAUCCUUCAUUGUAUUCUCCCCUUUUUUGCGGUUAUUCAACAUUGUACUAUAAAAAAAAGAUUAAAGGCAACAACCGCGUGCGGGCAUAGUUUUAUCCUGCACGAACCA
This is a messenger RNA of Anopheles aquasalis, 3219 nucleotides long. It is a transcript of the gene Pgant2, whose product is annotated as polypeptide N-acetylgalactosaminyltransferase 2. Lineage: Eukaryota; Metazoa; Arthropoda; Insecta; Diptera; Culicidae. Gene Ontology annotation, molecular function: polypeptide N-acetylgalactosaminyltransferase activity. Gene Ontology annotation, biological process: protein O-linked glycosylation. Gene Ontology annotation, cellular component: Golgi apparatus. The record is from RefSeq and is a predicted model, not a curated record.